UUAUUUCUUUCAAAUAGUGGUGGGCAACUAAGGAGUCUGUCAAGUGUCAACCAUUGACAAGCAGACAGUAAGGAAGAAGAGAAAAACAGAUUGAAGAUGAAAGAAGAAUGACGAAGGAGGGAAAUAGGAACGGGCAAACAGGGCUUCACGUCCUCCGAGUAGUGCAGUUCACGUCGAAGAACGUUUGCCAACCCAGCCUCUCCUCCUCACACCACAGAUAAAAUCCUCCAUCCACGUUCUUGAUCACCACCAACGUUAAAAGCCAUCGGCUGGCGGCCUCCAUCUUCUGACCUUCCACCCCUUCCGUCUUCCGCCACCACCUCGACUAUCUUCCUCCUCUUCCGGAAUGGGGACGAGCGCUGUUCUUCUUCUUCUUCUCUUCUGCUCCACGUUGGUGGCAGCGAGGAACCACCAGAUUCCGCCCGAGGAGUUUGGCAUCAGGUUCUACGACAAGAAGUGCCCCAAAUUCGAGGCCAUCGUUCAGAAGAGGGUCAAGGCCUGGGUGCAGUCUGAUCCCUCCCUUGCCGCCAGCCUCAUCGAGCUCCACUUCCACGACUGCUACGUCAGGGGCUGUGAUGCUUCAAUCCUUUUGAGUCAUCCUGGAAGCGAGCGGGAAGCGCCUCAAAGCAGGAACCUGAGAGGAUUUCAAGUGAUAGAUGACAUCAAAGAGGAUCUUGAAAGGGCAUGCCCCGGGAUAGUCUCCUGCGCCGAUAUAUUGGCGGCUGCUGCCCGAGAAGCAACAACCAAGACUGGAGGACCUUUCUGGGAGGUGGAAUAUGGUAGGAAGGACGGCAAUAUCUCCGUGGCUAGCGAAGCAGCGGUCGUACCCGUGGGCCGAGAAAACGUCACUUACCUCGUUGAGUUCUAUCAGGAGCUGGGACUCAACAUUCUUGACCUUGUUACUCUCUCAGGUGUUCAUACGAUCGGGCAGGCGACAUGCGACCAGGUGAAGUUCAGGCUCGGAGACUUCGAGGGGACGGGGAAGCCAGACCCGAGCAUCGACCCCCGCUACCUGAACUUCCUGCAGAGGAAGUGCAAGUGGGGAGGCGCCAAGGUCGACUUCGACCCCAUCACCCCGCACAAGUUCGAUAACGCCCACUUCAUCAACCUGCAGAGGAGGAUGGGCCUGCUUCUUUCCGACCAGCUGCUGCAGUCCGACCCCAGGACCAGGCCCCUUGUCGCCUCCUUCGCCGCCAACAACAAGCUCUUCUUCCACCAGUUCGCCGUUUCCAUGGAGAAUCUCGGCGACACCCAGGUGCUCACCGGCACCGACGAGGGCGAGAUCAGGAAGAAGUGCAGCUGUGUCAACACCAACUGAGGAAGGAAGGAGACAACAGGAGCCUUGCCCUUUUCUUGUAGAGAUCCGCGUGUGAUUAUAUGGUUUGCUACCACCCAUUAAGAAAAGCGAGAGAAAGAAAAUGUCUGCUCAUGUGUAACUCCUUAUGCAGUUCUCUUUUCACUGUUUUUCUCCAUUUGUUGAAUAAUGUUUGGAUGUAA
Nymphaea colorata (pocket water lily) is the source of this 1497-nucleotide messenger RNA. RefSeq names its product peroxidase 7-like. Lineage: Eukaryota; Viridiplantae; Streptophyta; Magnoliopsida; Nymphaeales; Nymphaeaceae. Gene Ontology annotation, biological process: hydrogen peroxide catabolic process; response to oxidative stress. Gene Ontology annotation, molecular function: peroxidase activity; heme binding. Bases 347 to 1318 code for a protein of 323 amino acids. Gene Ontology annotation, cellular component: plant-type cell wall; plasmodesma. The record is from RefSeq and is a predicted model, not a curated record. The transcript is spliced from 4 exons.